CGAUUUCUUUUUCCUCUGAGAAAGUGAUUUCCUUUUGAUUUUGAUUCUUUUUUAGUCUUUCUGCAAUGAUUCCGUAUUUUGAAUUAAGGGUUUAUAAUAAAGCAGAGAUUGGAGUUUGGUUUGUUGUGUAUCAACUAUCACAAUGGGUGCUCUUAGAAGAAGAAAUGUUGGUUUGAUUGAUUCAAAGGGUUGUUCUAAAUUGUUUCCUGUUUUACAAUCUCCUCCUCCUACUCCUUCAAUGUCUCACUCCAAUGGUCCAUUCUCUUCUCUUGUCAUUUGUGUCACUGGUUUAUCCAAAGAUGCAAGAAAACAAGUCAAGGAAGCGACAGAGAGACUCGGAGGCGAGUACAGUCCUCAUCUUCACCUGCGAUCUUACAGCUCUUGUGGACGUAAGUUUGAGCACACUUUGAAACAUGGGGCAAGAAAUGGUCUAUUUGUUGUUACGAUUGGCUGGUUUGUAGAUAGCGUCAAGAGAAACCUCAGGAUGAGCGAAUCACUUUACAAUGUUAAACAACUUGGACAAAAUUGCGAGAAGGGGGGUGAGCUAAGCCGGAUUUUUGAUCUCGAACCUAUAUGUCGUCCUCGACAAAUUCAAGCUGUACAUUCUGGCACAUCAACGAAGAACCACCAAGUAUCUUCUUCUGGAACAGAGUCUGGCACUAGUGUAGACAUGACUCUUGCUGACCAUUGCAUGUAUGUUGAUUCAGACAUUUCAGAUGAACUCCGCCUUAAGGUGUUAAAGGUUGCUGGAGAGCAAGGAGCAAAAGUGAUUGAUUCAUGGUUUAUUGGUUGCAAUGCAAGUCUUGUCGUGUGUGAAGGUGCUUCUAUCCAGAGAUAUCUUGGCCAUGCCAACACCAUUGUCUCGCCACUAUGGGUUCUGAAAACAGUGGAGAGACAUCGACAAAGACUUGUUCAUAUGUCACCUGAUUUAGCCAGACAGUUAGGAUUAAUGCUUGAAAAUUUUGAAGAUGGUACUGCAAAAGAGAAAAUUUGCGGGCAAGGUAAUUCUCAAGAUGCUUUUAAAUUCAGAAGUUUAUCAAAACAAGAACGGAAAGAGACUGUAAAUAUAGCUAAAACUGGUGUUAGGAGACGGCGUGCUCGCUAUAUGCAGACUUGUCAAAACCCAAUAAGACGCAUAACACAAAGCAGCCUGCUGGAGAAUAUUUGCUGGACAAUAUCUGAAGCAGCUUCAACCGCCACUAUUUUUACUGAUCCUUGCAGCAGCAGUCGUGACAUCAGUGAACCCCAGCUUUCUGUUGUACAAGAAGGGAUAGAUAAAGGGUUAGAUCCAGUGGCUUCUUUUUCAAAUUCAACCAGAGCGCUCACCGAGAGCGAAAAGACGGAAGUAAUAUUUAAAGACAGCUUCCUUACAAUUCUAUUUCCAGCUGAUCGGUUCUCGGAGAUUGGACCUUCUUCACGGACUUAUUUCAGUGAUAGCGGUUUCACUUGUCUGCAAAUCUUAAACUAUAUCCACAGAUUUUAUCAGGAGAACUUGCCGGAUCAUGAAAUAGAGGUUGCGAUUCACACAGACUCAAGGCACGCAGACCGUCUCAGAACAGUGUAUUGCAGCAAAGAGACAUCAGAUGAAGGACACAUCGUUUUCCCGAGAAUAGAGUUACUGGGAAGCAGGAAAUGUUUCGAAAUGCUUAAGCGGGUGAAUGGAGAGAACAACAGUAAUGUUUAUGAGCUCAUGAUUAGAGCUUAAUUUCUCUUAUACAAUACAAAAUGGGACCAAGA
Molecule: messenger RNA, 1737 nt
Organism: Arabidopsis arenosa
Lineage: Eukaryota; Viridiplantae; Streptophyta; Magnoliopsida; Brassicales; Brassicaceae
Source: the annotation of a GenBank genome assembly